This is a messenger RNA of Acomys russatus (golden spiny mouse), 818 nucleotides long. RefSeq names its product ferritin light chain (gene Ftl). The record is from RefSeq and is a predicted model, not a curated record. Lineage: Eukaryota; Metazoa; Chordata; Mammalia; Rodentia; Muridae. The coding region runs from base 221 to 772 and encodes 183 amino acids. The transcript is spliced from 3 exons. Gene Ontology annotation, molecular function: ferrous iron binding; ferric iron binding. Gene Ontology annotation, biological process: iron ion transport; intracellular iron ion homeostasis. Gene Ontology annotation, cellular component: cytoplasm.
GCCCGGGCCCGGGAGCAGCGCCAGGGAGCUCCCGUGGAUCUGUGUCUUGCUUCAACAGUGUUUGAACGGAACAGACCCGGGCACUCCCUUUGUUGGCCUCCCGCCGCCUUUAGGGUCUCUCCAGCCGCAGCCUCCGGGACCAGCGCUUCGCCGCCCUCCCUCGGCUCCUAGGACCAGCCAGCAUCGUCUCUUCGCGGUUAGCUCCAGACUGCGAUCAGCCAUGACCUCCCAGGUUCGUCAGAAUUACUCCACCGAAGUGGAAGCUGCCGUCAACCGUCUGGUCAACCUGCACCUGCGGGCCUCCUACACCUACCUCUCUCUGGGCUACUAUUUUGAUCGGGAUGACGUGGCUCUGGAGGGUGUGGGCCACUUUUUCCGCGAACUAGCCGAGGAGAAGCGCGAGGGCGCCGAGCGUCUCCUCAAGUUGCAGAACGACCGCGGGGGCCGCGCUCUCUUCCAGGAUGUGCAGAAGCCAUCUCAGGAUGAGUGGGGUAAAACCCAGGAGGCCAUGGAAGCUGCCUUGGCCUUGGAGAAGAACCUGAACCAGGCCCUCUUGGAUCUUCAUUCCCUGGGGUCCACUCGCGCAGACCCUCACCUCUGCGAUUUCCUGGAAAACCACUUCCUGAAUGAGGAGGUGAAACUCAUCAAGAAGAUGGGCAACCACCUGACCAACAUCCGACGGGUGACUGGGCCGCAGCCAGCACAGACUGGCGGGCCCCAGGGGGCUCUGGGCGAGUAUCUCUUUGAACGCCUCACUCUCAAGCACGACUAAGAGGCCUCCCCGCCUCCCAAGGGCUCCCCCCUCCUCAGCUCUGCAC